AUGGAAUUACAUCUCCACCUGUCAGUUGCAUUCCGUGCGUUAGAUCGCAAGUGGGGCAAGCCAGUUGACUUGGAAUCUACUGAAGAUCUUACUACGUGCAUACCAGCCAUUGUCGACAUACCUACAACCACAUUCUCUUCCGAAGAAUUUCUGCAAGCAAGAAGACAGAAGCGAAGUUUAAAAGUAGAUGAACAUAAUUUGGGGAAUGCAAACGAUACGUUUGCGGAUAUAUCUUGUGCAAGGAUACCAUCAGUGUGCAAUGAAUCCGGUGUAGAAGAAUCUAGUGGUUGCUCAGAAGAAUCUAGCGGUUGUUCAGAAGUAUCCAUUACUGAUUCAAACGAAGAAGUAUCAAGAACAGAAUUUGACAGUGAUCUUGUCAGAAGUGUUGAAAGACAUUUUGAACAGUGCGAAGCGGAUUGUACAGCCAUUUUGGAAUCUAGACUGGACAGCAAUAAAUGGGGGAAUGUGUUUCGUUUGUUUAAAGAUAGAGCCAAGUUUUUAAUUGAAAAGUGUAAGAAAAAUAGUGAAAAUGCUACUCGAGGGUAA
Messenger RNA from Spodoptera exigua (beet armyworm), 546 nucleotides. The record is from the annotation of a GenBank genome assembly. Lineage: Eukaryota; Metazoa; Arthropoda; Insecta; Lepidoptera; Noctuidae.